Messenger RNA from Owenia fusiformis, 936 nucleotides. Lineage: Eukaryota; Metazoa; Annelida; Polychaeta; Sabellida; Oweniidae. The record is from the annotation of a GenBank genome assembly.
CAGAAGAGAUGGAUUCUAAAGCAGAACAUGAGUGUAUUAACAUCAAACAGGAGAAUUUAAAUACUGCAAAUUAUCAAGAAUAUUCAAAUAAUGAUUUCACAAUUAUUCAAGAAAGCAUUUAUGUAGAAAGCACAGAAAUCAAACAAGAACAUCUCUUUGGUUGUACAACUAAAAAUGAAAUAUUGGAACCAAAGGAUGAAGUCAACGAGGAUUAUCUUAGCAAAGAGGAUUACAGCAAUGAGGAUUAUGUUAGCAAUGUGGAUGACGUUGCCGUUGAACUUGAUAUUAAGAAAGAACCUUUAGACAUUGUAAGUGAAACAAACACUAAUCUUGCUUUAGAGGAAAUUAGGGGAUGUGAAGUUGAGCCGAAUGUAAUAUUGAACUCUGCUGAACAUAUUGAAAGAGGUGCAGUUAUUCUUGAUGAUUUAUCUAAUAGUGAACAUGAUAUGAAUGACAGAAGAGAUCAUACACUUGAAAUAAGUUCAGAAACUCUAAAUAAAUCAAUUGAAUCAUUCAGAUGUGAGAUUUGUGGGAAAUGUUACUCUAUCAAAAAUGAUCUUGACAAACAUGCUUUGAAACACACCAGAGAGAGACCAUUUCAUUGUCACGUUUGUGAAAAAAGCUUUACAUCCUCACUUUUGUUAAAACGUCACAUCUUGAAUUUGCAUUCGGAUUCAGGUGAAAAGCCUUUCAAGUGUAAAAAUUGUUCAAAAAGCUUUCUGUGGUCUUCCAAAUUAAAAGUUCAUGAACGAAUACAUACUGGGGAACGACCAUUACAGUGUAAAGUUUGUGGUAAAUGCUUUAAUAAUUUAGGUUCUUUUGGCAUUCACCAGUUGACUCAUUCUGGAAAAAAAACUAUAAAUGUAGAAACUGUUUCAAAUGCUUUUUAAGAUAUGAUGAUUUAAGAAAGGAUGAAACGAUCCAUACAGACCUACG